Messenger RNA from Lolium rigidum, 3132 nucleotides. RefSeq names its product TPR repeat-containing protein ZIP4. The transcript is spliced from 5 exons. Bases 45 to 2900 code for a protein of 951 amino acids. Gene Ontology annotation, molecular function: protein binding. NCBI's taxonomy places the organism in Eukaryota, Viridiplantae, Streptophyta, Magnoliopsida, Poales, Poaceae. The record is from RefSeq and is a predicted model, not a curated record. Gene Ontology annotation, biological process: regulation of synaptonemal complex assembly; meiotic cell cycle.
CCCGCUCAAAUCCAUCCCAAUCCGAAACCCUAAUCCUCGACCCCAUGAAGAUCUCCGAGCUCUCCCCCGAGUACCGCCAGCCGCCGCCGCACACCGGCUUCCUCACCGACCUCACCACCGUCGUCGCCGACGUCGAGUCAUUCGACACCUCCCCCUCCUCCCCGGACAAGCUCGCCACCGAUUUCCGCCGCGUCCUCACCAAUCUCGGCUCCGUCUCCUCCUCGCUCACCCACGCCUGCAGGAUCCAGAUAUGGAAGCUCGCCACCCGCCUCUGGAACGCGUGCGUCGACCGCGCCAACUCCACCGCCCUCGCCAGGAGCCCCUCCGCGCGCGCCGCCGAGGCGGAGAUCAGGCAGGCGGCGCCGGAGCUCCUCCUCCUCGCCGGCGUCCCCGACGAGAUCCCCCUGGCCGCCGCCAAGGCCGCCAACUUCUUCUCCCGCGCCGGCAAGGAGUGGCUCCACCUCGGCCGCCUCGACCUCGCCACCGCCUGCUUCGAGAAGGGCACGCCGCUGGUCUCCGCCACCGGCCCGGAAGAGGAGCGCCGCGUCCUGCUCGACCUCAACCUCGCGCGCGCUCGCGCGGCGUCGGGCGCGGGCGAUCAGUCCCUCGCCGUCGCGCUGCUCAGCCGGUCCAAGCCCCUCGCGUCCGCGUCUCCCGAGGGGAUCAAGUCCCUCGCCGAGGCGUACCUUUCCGUCGGCGAGGCCGCGCUCGCCACCAAACCCUCCGACCCCGCCGUCCAAGCGUCCAGCAUCAUCACCGAGGCGCUAGAUCUCUGCGACAAGCUGGCCUCCCACUCCGGUACAACCCCAAAUCUCAAUGACCUCAAGGGUCGAUGUUUCCGCUUCCUCGCAGUCGAGCGUCUCCAAGCCAAAGACCACGAGGGAACCAUCCGUUGCAUCAGGGCCUCGAGGUCUUCAGUAGGGCCGGCAGAGGAGCACCCGAGUGUGGCGAUUCUGGCCAUACGCGCGUGGCUGGGCAGUGGCAACUUGUUGGAGGCUGAAAGGGAGCUCGAGAGACUCAUGGUCAACCCCGAAGCACCGGAGCAUAUGUGCGUGAUGGCCGCGGAGGAGUACCUUGCCUCCGCGGGGCCUGAGCCUGCACGCAAGGUGCUUGUUGCGCUUGCUGCACGUUGCCGCUCGGGAGGUGCUGCUGCCGCCGUCAGAGUGGUCACCAAGGUGGUUCAGGGUGGUACCGGUAGCACUGGGCGUGCAAGGGCGAUCAGUGACCUCGUGUCUGAUGAGAGGGUGGUCGCGCUGUUCGCCGGCCCAGCUAACAGCAUUCAGCGUGGAGCAAUGCAUUCGCUGCUGUGGAGCUGCGGCGCCGAGCAUUUUCACGCAAAGAAUUACGACACAAGUGCCGACUUUUAUGAGAGAUCAAUGCUUUAUCUAUCCCGGGAAGAGGAAAGCAGACCCGGGCGAGCACAGUGCCUCCGAGUCCUUACCCUUUGCCAUCUAGCCCUUAAACAACUGGAUCGUGCACUAGAGUUUGUCAAUGAGGCUGACAAGGUGGAACACAGUGUCCACUGUGCUUUUCUGAAGAUUAAAAUCCAUCUGCAGAAGAAUGACACGGAUGAGGCUAUCAAGCAGAUGAAAACCAUGGUGGGUUGUGUUGACUUCAACCCUGAGUUCCUUGUACUCAUAACCCAUGAAGCUAUUGCCUGCAAGUCUGCCCGGGUAGCAGUUGCUUCAUUGACCUUCCUUCUUGGGCUCUGUUCUGCUGGAAAGCCUAUGUCGAUGCCUGAGGUUGUUGUCCUCCGCAAUCUUAUUGAGCUCCUUCGUCGCGAGCAAGGGACUGAGGAUGAGAUACUGAAGUACUCGAGACGUGCCAAGCUACGAAUGUCCGACCUCGGCAUGGAAGGCUUUUUUGGCAAUGGAGCUGUUGGAGGGCGUGAACUCAAUUGGUUUGCAGUCAAUAGCUGGAGUAUGGCUUUAAGGUUGACAGAGGAGCAAAAGUACGAUCUUAGUGCUGAGUUCUUUGAGCUUGCAGCAGAGUUUUUUGGUGGCACAAGUAACACUGAGGGUGAUGAAAAUCGUCCCACAGUUUGCAAAGCGUUGAUCCUGAGUGUCACUUCAAUGCUCGACGCCGAGGAGCAAAACAAUUCUCCAUUGUCAGAUUCUGACAUUAAAAAAGGUGUCGAGAUGCUCAGCAGAGCUGGCAAGCUAUUACCUUUGGUUUGGCCCUCGGUUCCAGUGGGCUCUGAUCAGGCUGAGGCCAACAAAUAUCUGUUUCUUCAUACCUUCAGCUCCUACUAUCUCCUUGACAGAAUGGACACUAGUACCCGUCCUCAGCAGCUCCAACUAGUCAAGAACUUUGCUACCUCUAAAGCCUGCACACCGGAUCAUCUUCUCACACUUGGAGUAACUGCUUCUAAAGGCACUCCACCAAACCUGCUGGUUGCUGAAUUCUCCUUGAAGGCUAGUAUCAAUGCCGCCCUUGCUUCUCAGUCCCCAAACUACAGGGUAAUCAGUAUUGCCCUCAGGAACCUAGCUUGCCUUGCUGCUUUGCAAGACUUAAGUGGUAGCGAGAGUGAUGCAGUCUAUGAUGUAUACCGACAAGCCUACAAGAUUGUGGUUGGACUGAGAGAUGGCGAAUACCCAUCUGAGGAAGGCCAGUGGCUUGCAACGACUGCCUGGAACAAGUCAUAUCUGUCCAGGCGGCUUAAUCAAGCCUCAGUUGCUAGAAAAUGGAUGAAGAUGGGAUUAGAUCUCUCUCGGCAUCUUGAGAACAUGAAGCAGUAUAUAGCAAGCAUGGAGCAAUGCUUUGAGAGCUUUAGGAAAAUGUCUGAUAGUGAACCCAGUGAAUGUAUUUUGCUUGGAAAGAAACCUGAUGAGUGUAGUCAGCAAGAUGGGGCACCAAGUACUAGUAUGUCUCUUAGCACGUCUCAGCCUAUCCUAGUAUAGUUAGAGAUACUUUCCAACAUGGUAGUUUACAACCAAGAGAUAAAUAGGUCACUGAGCUAUGGUUCACACUUUCGUUCACUUGAAUGUUGCAUAUGUCAAGUCAAUUGUCUGGAUGAUAUCAUAUCUGUAGUAACUAGCUAGCCUGUGGAUUCUUUGUUGGCAGUAACUAUGACCUUGUAUUUAAUGUAUGCUCAUGUGCAGUAGAGAUUACUGAGUGUUUGACUGUUUGUAA